AUGCAGGGUCUGGAGAGAAACAGACCAGGGAGACAGAAGGCACCGGACUGUCAUCCUAAAGGUAAGCACAUAGAGGCAGUCUGCAACAACUAUGAUUCCCACAAGGCACAAAUCAGCAAAUACACAGCUGGUCAGGUGAUUGAUGUUGGUCUUUGUAUUUGUCUAUUUCAUUCUCAGUAGAGAUCCUUUCCACCAAACUCUUCCAAGAGGUGACCACUGACCAACAACCGGUAAGGAUCGUUAACUUCCACACUAAGGUUGUAGAGUGUAGACACUCUCUUGACUAAGGCACAGGCCUACAUAUAUAUAUUUAAAGUCAUGGGAUGCAUUUGCUUGGUUAUUUAAGUUAUUGAUGUGAAAACGUUUUUUUAUAGGGUUUUACAGCAGUACAUUUUGCCUUAACUGCAUCUGCAAUUAACUGAAUUUGGGCCAUCAAAAGUCUGACCGUAAUUAAGGUGAUUUAAUUCGUAAUUAAUUACACAAGAGCAUGUGUUGAGGAUUGAAGAUUGCAGUCUCUCUAGCUUGAGAUGAACUUGUUAUUCAGCCAGGAUACCAAUUGAGAAUCCCAGCCUAGAGUAACACUUUACUGAAGCCAAACAAAUAUUAUUAAGACAUGAUCAUUAUGCAUUAUAAGACUUGUCAUAAGUGACUAUGAACUGCUUAUAAUAUAUAAGUAUCGUUGCGAACGGCGGGGCAGGGAAGCAAACCCGGGCCGCUGGUAUGAAAGGCAAACACCCUACACAUCGUGCUGAUAGGGUUAACUCACUUAAGAGGGAAUUGUAACAUGGCUCAUAUUAGUGAGGGUCGUUACACUGCCCCCUUCCGAACAGGAAAGGCGCAUCCCAGGGCUUCGACCACAUCAGCCCCUUCCGAACAGGAAAGGCGCAUCCCAGGGCUUACACCACAUCAGCCCCCUCACACAUCUGUCCGUGCGUUCCGAUGGCCUCAUGGCUGACAUCCCACUUCUAACACCAAUGUUAACCUACUUGGUGGGAAUUGUAACGUGGCUCAUAUUAACGAGGAUUGCUACAGUAUCCUCUUACAAUAAGCCAGAGCUAUUACCAGUCAUUUAGAACCUAUUAUAAAUUGCCACAUAGAAAGACAACAUAUAUGUUAUAAGUUGAUUUAUGAAACAUUGUAAGGCUCAUACAUAUAACAGUAAUAAUAAUACAUUAUAACUGUACACCAUAAUUCAUUCACACAAAAUAAACCAUGUCAGCAUCUGUGAAAUGCAAGCUCAUGCAAAUCUCAUUCAAAAUGGAAUUUGCUUAUACAGUAUUAACUAUUACCUAAUGAUUCUAAGACUAAAGGUCUAAUCCCUGUGAAGUAAAUAAACUGUCUUCGUUAGCAGUAGAAAAGUACCAUUUAAUGAAUGUACUCAACAAAAUCACAUUGUCAUGACGAUAUAAAUGGAUGGAUGUGUUCUAAACAAGUAUGCCCGUGCCAUCUAUUGGCUGAUUUAGUAUGCCCGUGCCAUCUAUUGGCUGAUUUAGUGAUCCGGAGUUCAGGUCAUUGUUUUUAAAAGCGUUAUGAAAUGUGAUAGUGUGUUAUCCCCUGUCUCCAGUGACGAGCACCUUGUACUGUAGGUAUGACGAGUUCCUUCACAAUUUCCUGAUUUCACAGACAGACCACUUAGAAGUUUUAAAUAAAUAGUUAUUUUACCCACUGAUGGAACAUAGGCUUUUCACCAAAUUGACAGGAGUUUCAUGAUUGCUUAUACAGUUUUAACUAUUACCUAAUGAUUCUAAGACUAAAGGUCCAAUCCCUGUGAAGUAAAAAGUAAACAAUCUUCUUUAGCAUGUAUUCAACAAAACCACGCAUUUAGUGUGAAACAAAACAAAAAGGACCAUCAAACUGCUGAUCAAUUCAGACUGCACAAGAUACAUACUAUUUCAAACUAUCCUGGAAACACAGUUUUCACUAUUUCAUUCAACAGAUCAUUUUCAGGAUUUACCAACUAAUGCUAAUGUCAGAAUGGGAUAUUUUGGAAUGAAACUGUGGAUGUAUGUAGAUAUUUUCUGUUCCUCCCUGUACAGAUUUCAGGAUGGGGGACAUGGCGAUGGAGGAGUUCGGGGCGGCAGCUCCCUUUCUGCGUAAACCAGACAAGGAGAGGAUGGAAUGCCAGACUAGACCCUUUGAUAUAAAGAGGGAGUGCUAUGUGCCUGACCCUGAGGUUGAGUACGUCAAGGGCACAAUCACCAGCAGAGACGGGGACAAGAUCACAGUCGAUACGGAGUACGGGAAGGUAAAUAUAUCAAGAAAAUGUUUUAAACAUGGAUAGACAACAGGAACAAUAUGUACUCUAUAUAAUGAUUUAUCCAUUGUACUUUGAAUAUAAAAUGAACCAAACUGUGGAAAUGUAAUUUACUUUCAGACUGUUGUCGUGAAGGAGGUCGACUGUCAUCCCCAGAACCCGCCAAAGUUUGAUAAAAUUGAAGACAUGGCGAUGUUCACCUUCCUGCACGAGCCCGCUGUGCUGUUUAACCUCAAAGAGCGUUACGCAGCCUGGAUGAUCUACGUAAGUAAUAACCUGCCCGCUGACAUCUCCAUUAUAUCAAAACAUUGAUUCAAAUGAAUAUAAUUUUAAAUCUGCACCUCUCUCGUCUUCCACAGACCUACUCAGGGCUGUUCUGUGUCACGGUCAACCCCUACAAGUGGCUGCCAGUGUACGAUCAGUCUGUUGUCACUGCGUACAGAGGCAAGAAGAGGACUGAAGCUCCUCCUCACGUCUUCUCCGUCUCUGACAAUGCCUACCAGUACAUGCUGUCAGGUAAAAUGCAACUGCUGCUUUCUAAGUACAUUGAAAACAUCAAACUAUAGUUGGAAAAUGACGUAUGCUAUUUACUGAUAUUCCUUUUCUUUCAACAGACAGGGAAAAUCAGUCUGUCCUCAUCACGUAAGUACAUCAACCAAAGGUUUAUAUCAAUUUGAGUCUAUUUACAAUUAGGAGAAAUGUCGUAAACAAACAAUAUUUAUAUUUCCAAUCGCAGUGGAGAAUCCGGUGCUGGAAAGACUGUGAACACCAAGAGAGUUAUCCAGUACUUCGCCAGCAUUGCUGCUGUUAGCGGAAAGAAAAGUGCAGCAGAAGAAAAAAAGGUAAACAGAACGUUCGUCCCAAAUGAAACACACUUCCUGUUGACAAAAUCAAUGAGAUAUUCAUUACAGAGAUGUAACACUGUGUGGGUGUUGGUUUGUAGGGGACCCUGGAGGAUCAAAUCAUCCAGGCCAAUCCUGCCCUGGAGGCUUUUGGUAACGCCAAGACCAUCAGGAAUGACAACUCCUCCCGAUUCGUACGUUUUUUUCCCUCUUGUUUGAGAACACGUCAUUAUUAUAAAAUCACCCCAUUACCUUGUGUAUAUGGGCGCAUUAAUUAAUAUGUUGGUAAAAUCUCAUAGGGUAAAUUCAUCCGAAUUCAUUUUGGAGUCACUGGGAAACUUUCAUCUGCUGACAUUGAGACUUGUAAGUAAAAGUUCAAUUUGAUCAGGUUUGAACAAAUCUCUUUGAUAACAGAUUCAUAAAAUACACAUGUCAUUUUUCAUGCUUAUCAGAUCUUCUGGAAAAGUCACGUGUCACUUUCCAGCUCAAGGCUGAGAGAGACUACCACAUCUUCUAUCAGAUCCUGUCCCAAAAGAAACCGGAGCUUCUAGGUGAGUAUUAGAACAUUCAACUAGGUACUGAACACUAUAAGUUCAGUGUCUCUCAACCUCAGGUCUGUGGACCAGCACCAGUCCUUGGGAUGUUACUGAUCUUUGUCAGUAAAUUAUCUGCCACAGUUUUCAAAAAAAAGGUUGAGAAACACCGCAUAGUAAACAGUACCAUAAACUGUGCUGUUCAAAUCUUUUCAGAGAUGCUACUCAUCACCAGCAAUCCCUAUGACUACGCCUUCAUCUCCCAAGGAGAGAUUACUGUAACUUCCAUUAAUGAUGCGGAUGAGCUAAUGGCUACUGAUGUAAGUAAAUGUUAAUGGAAAUUUACAUUUAUCUUGACUUGUUCAUCUGUCCAACUUUCUCCGCAAUACAAAAAAAUUUACUAUUAUCCGGAACUAGGAUGCCUUCGAUGUGCUGGGCUUCUCCCAAGAGGAGAAGAACGGCAUUUACAAGCUGACUGGUGCCAUCAUGCACUAUGGCAACAUGAAGUUCAAGAACAAGCAGAGGGAGGAGCAAGCAGAAUCUGACGGCACCGAGGGUGAGCGCUGAGGAUUUAAAACCUCUCACUUUAAUAUACAAUCAUCUUUGAAAAUUCCGACGGUCAGAAUGCCUCCUCCCAACCAUAAAACCUCGCCUUUCCAGAUGUUGACAAAGUUGCAUAUUUGAUGAGCCUGAACUCUGCUGACCUGAUCAAGGCGCUGUGUCACCCAAGGGUCAAAGUAGGAAAUGAAUGGGUCACCAAAGGUCAGAGUGUCGACCAGGUGAGUAUAAUUUUUUUAAAUACAUUUCCAGGAGCUAAAUAAUUGUGAGCAUAAAACUUCUGUAUAGAGUUGCUAAUAUUUUCCUGAGUGAUUCCCCAUUGAGCGUGAUGUUUAGUCCAGGGCUAGAACUAAUCUGUGUCUGGGAAACUGUUCCCAUGUGUUUAUGUUGAGGCAAUUUCUUUGCAAAUUUAUUUUCUUCAUAUUUUGUAGGUGUACUACGCCAUUGGUGCGCUGUCCAAAUCGAUUUACGAGAAGAUGUUCCUCUGGAUGGUGAUAAGAAUCAACCUUUCUCUGGACACUAAGAACGCUCGUCAGCAUUACAUUGGUGUGCUGGACAUCGCAGGCUUUGAGAUCUUUGAUGUGAGUGUAUGAUGUAGACUAUAGUUCCAUAUAAAAGGCCACGUCACAAAACGGAUUUAUCUAAAACAUUACAGCUGACAAAAUAAAGUCACUGCCAACUUCCCUUCCAGUUCAACACCUUUGAGCAGCUGUGCAUCAACUUCACUAAUGAGAAGCUGCAGCAGUUCUUCAACCACCACAUGUUCGUGCUGGAGCAGGAGGAGUAUAAGAAGGAGGGUAUCGUCUGGGAGUUCAUUGACUUCGGCAUGGACUUGGCUGCCUGCAUUGACCUCAUUGAAAGGGUUGGUGUCAUCCGUUUUUCAGUAGUUUAUAUGAAGGGUCCUGAGUUAUCUUUGGAGAUUUCAAACAUUUAAUGGAAGUACAUUUAAAAUGAACAUUACAAGCGCAAUCUUCAAUAGACAAAUGAUUCUGAUAUUUAUUCACUACGCUUUUCCCUUAGCACUAAUGUAUUUUCAUUCCUUCCCCUAGCCCAUGGGUAUCAUGUCCAUCCUUGAAGAGGAGUGCAUGUUCCCCAAGGCCAGUGAUGCUACAUUCAAAGCUAAGCUGUACGACACCCAUCUGGGCAAAAAUAACUGCUUCCAGAAGCCCAAGAUCGUUAAGGGUAGACCAGAGGCCCAUUUCUCCCUGGUUCACUAUGCUGGCACUGUAGACUACAACAUUGGUAACUGGCUGGUGAAGAACAAGGACCCGCUGAAUGAGACUGUGGUCGGACUGUUCCAGAAGUCAAGCCUUAAGUUCCUGGCCAACCUCUAUACGGGCUAUGCUGGUGCAGAAGGAGGUACUAUAUGUUUCUGUCUGCAAAGACUACAAACCACUAAAGUAUAACAAUUGACAUGAUAGUAGUAAUAAUAGUAUUUUUAUUUAUUUAUUAUUAUUUCAUUAUCACACAGGUGAAGACAAAGCAGCUGGGGGAGGAGGAAAAAAGAAAAAAGGUGGUUCCUUCCAGACUGUGUCUGCGUUGCACAGGGUAAACUUUUCAAUUCAUAUAUUUCUGAUGUUUUUGCAUGGCAGAAUAUUAACAAAUGUAUUAUAUUUGCAACUGUGGAUUGGAAUGUUAGCAUUACAUCCUCAUUCUCUGAGACUCACUGAUGGAGAAUUCUACAUGUGUCAUACUCACAGGAGAACUUGGGUAAACUCAUGACCAACUUGAGGUCUACUCACCCCCACUUUGUGCGUUGCCUCAUCCCCAACGAGACCAAGACUCCUGGGGCCAUGGAGAAUCCUCUGGUCAUGCACCAGCUGCGCUGCAACGGUGUGCUGGAAGGCAUCAGGAUCUGCAGGAAGGGCUUCCCCAACAGGAUCCUGUAUGCUGAUUUCAAACAAAGGUAAAAAAUAAGGUUAUACAUUUUCUUUAUAAAAUAAAUGCAGCUGCUUGCCUAACCACGUGUUCCAUUAUUGAAGAUAAUUGUUUUGUGAUUUUUAAUUCAGAUACCGCAUCCUCAAUCCAAAUGCUAUCCCUGAGGGUCAGUUCAUGGACAACGUGAAGGCAGCAGAAAAACUGCUGGGCUCUCUGGACAUUGACCACACCCAGUACAGAUUAGGCCACACUAAGGUAAGUUCUCUAAAUAGAUGGAAGGCAAUAUGGCCUGUUGGAUCAGGAGAGAAAAGUAGGAGCAACAUAUUGCCAUACCAAACUGAGUUAUACCCAUAGAGUACUACUAGAGAGCUGAUCUCCUGUUUUUGCAAUGGCUAAUAUUCCUACAACAUUUACAUUUUAGCAGACGCUCUUAUCCAGAGCAACUUACAGGAGCAAUUAGGGUUAUUAUUAUAUUAUUAUUAUUAAGUGCCUUGCUCAAGGGCACAGCGACAGAUUUUUCACCUAGUCGGCUCAGGGAUUAGAACCAGCGACCUUUCGGUUACUGGCACAACGCUCUUAACCACUAAGCUACCUGCCGCAACAGAACAACAGGUGUAGGCUACAUAUGGACAUUGCACAAACAUCACCCAGCUUGAGUGAGUUCGUGUUCCAAAGACAAAACAUGUUCUGCUGUAAAUAUCAUACUGAUGUGUUUAAAAAGACAGUAGAACUACACUUACCUAACAAAUCAAAGUACAACUUCAGCUGUCUAACCAGGACUAAAAUAGCAUUAUAUUUGUCUAUUUGGCAUUCUAUUUGUCUAGACUACUUUAGUCUGUGGCUUGCUAGCAUUAUGUUAGGGAUAAUCAACGAGGGGCUUUGCAUUCUAUGGAAAAUAAUGAACGAUGUGGAAGGUGUGUUCCACGACACGCUAGUGGAGGGAAACUGACCUUCCACAUUAUUUUCCAGAGAACACAUAGAGCCCUGAGUUGAUUAUCCCUUUUAUACCACGGCUCUAAUUUAACACAUUUGGCCGCUAGAAAAGUAGCUAGCAAAUUGACUAGAUAGCUCUACAGUGGUUGUCAUGGUAACCAAACAAACAGACCUGCUAGUUUAGCUAACCAAACCAUCAGUCCUAGCUUGUUAUUAUGAAAAUCUAAUUCAACAAUGCCGAUACUGUUUUAAAUUGGAAUUUUUGCUUUCAAAAGUUGCUCAAACAUAGAACAUGUAAAAAUGAACUAUAGCCAUUGAAUUCUACCGUGUUGAUAUACUGCGUGUUAUAGGGAAAUAACGCAUGCACUAGAAUGCCCUUCAAGCCAAUCAGAAACGAGUAUACAACAAUGCCAUGGUAUAACAAAUUAUGUUGUAUAACCAAAAGUAGCUACUGGCUAGCUAGUACCAGCUAAUGUUACCUACUUAGCUAAAGGUACUUGCCAACACCAGUGUUUUGACGGUUGACAGGCAGCAGAAAUGACCGUGUCGGAUUUAAUCCAUUCCUGGACAUCUGGCAAUGUUGUUGAAAUGCAUUGGAAGUUUGCACUAACUUUAUGGAAACCCAUUUUCACUACUAUUUGCCGAGCAAAAUGUGCGUGCGCAACUAUAUGAGGACUUGACAACCAUGUCCACAUAGCAGCUGGGGACGGACCAUGUCUCCGGGCAAUUGGAGUCAUUAGAAAUGUAUUCCAUACCCAACCCUCCAGUAAAUCGUGACAAACUAACAAAACUCAGUUUUGGACGAGACUGAUUUUAUGACAAAAAUUAUCCUAUUUACACUUUGUUGUCAAUUCUGACACUAUAAUUAAUGUUUCUGACUCAUAUAGAUGCCACAUCAACGACCGUUUAAAAACAGAGAAGUUGGUUUAAGGGGCAGUUGACCUUUUAAAGUAGUGAAUUUAUUUUUCUUAUAUUUUCAUGAGUGUAUUAUUGGCAGUUGGUAAAUAAACUGAAAAGGUGCAUACCACCUCCUGAGCUAGAUUCCAUUCAGAUCAGCAGGAGGGGUCAGCCAAUGAAUUAUACUCCUGAGCAUUCAAUAACAGCAGGUGGCAGUAAAUCCCCAACCUUGGCUUUAUACCUCUAGAGGUAUAAAGCCAAGGUUGGGGAUUUACUGCCACCUGCUGUUAUUGAAUGCUCAGGAGUAUAAUUCAUUGGCUGACCCCUCCUGCUGAUCUGAAUGGAAUUUUGUGAUCCAUCCUUUAAAACGGCAAUCUGCAAUUGCUACAUACAUUUCUGGACGUUUAUAUUAAUGUUGUACACCCAUUGAUUCUUGAAGACUAAAAUGUAUGAAUGCCUCAUGAGCUUAGUUCAAUUGCCCCAUUGGUAACCCAAAAUAUAAGCUUCAAACCUUUGUUAUGGUUGGAACUGAGGCUUGCCCCUUUAACCCAUAUUAAGUCACAACAUUGUGAAAGCCCUCAUUGGCACUGCCCUACUUAAAAAGGCUUUGGGCCCUGUGCACCCUCAAUGGUCCUCUGUAGCUCAGCUGGUAGAGCACGGCGCUUGGUCUGGUAGUGAUAUAUAUGGAUAUAGUGGUCCUCUGUAGCUCAGCUGGUAGAGCACGGCGCUUGUAACGCCAGGGUAGUGGGUUCGAUCCCCGGGACCACCCAUACGUAAAAAUGUAUGCACACGUGACUGUAAGUCGCUUUGGAUAAAAGCAUGUGCUAAAUGGCAUAUUAUAAUCAAACUCUAUGGCAAUAACUAUUUUUUAUUUUUUUUGUCAUUUAGCAGACGCUCUUAUCCAGAGUGACUUACAGUUAGUGAGUGCAUACAUAUUAUUAUUUUUAUUUUUUUCAAGAACUAUUGACGGAUACAAAUAUGUGCUUGUCAUAGCGCCACCAUGUGGCAGAUCAGCAUCUGGCUCCUUAAAAGCAAUUACAAGUGACAGGCCACACCCUCAUGGCAGUUCAUUGUGCCCAUGCUAUUAAAGAUAGACUAUCCGUACAUGUUUUAAAGACAUUGGUCCUUAGAUGUUAUAUACUAAACGUCAUACGAAUUUAUCAAACUUCAUAAAAGUAACAUUUAGGUGUUGUUAAUAAAAUUCAAACUGGGGCUGAAUUUUCAAUUCAAUUGCUCAUUUCAGGGCCACCUUGUGGUCAAUUUAUCCCAUGUUCAUUUGGAGGUAAGAAUUUAAGAAUCUAAACACCACCUCCAGGUUUUGUAAAUCUGAAGGACACCACCUUAAAGUUAUUUCUUGUCGAAGGGAGGGGGGAAAAAUCAAUGGAACCAAAUACAAGGCAAUCCAAACAGCACCUUACAGUGGGGAAAGAAAGUAUUUAGUCAGCCACCAAUUGUGCAAGUUCUCCCACAUAAAAAGAUGAGAGAGGCCUGUAAUUUUCAUCAUAGGUUCACGUCAACUAUGACAGACAAAAUGAGAUUUUUUUUCCAGAAAAUCACAUUGUAGGAAUUUUUAUGAAUUUAUUUGCAAAUUAUGGUGGAAAAUAAGUAUUUGGUCAAUAACAAAAGUUUCUCAAUACUUUGUUAUAUACGCUUUGUUGGCAAUGACACAGGUCAAACGUUUUCUGUAAGUCUUCACAAGGUUUUCACACACUGUUGCUGGUAUUUUGGCCCAUUCCUCCAUGCAGAUCUCCUCUAGAGCAGUGAUGUUUUGGGGCUGUCGCUGGGCAACACAGACUUUCAACUCACUCCAAAGAUUUUCUAUGGGGUUGAGAUCUGGAGACUGGCUAGGCCACUCCAGGACCUUGAAAUGCUUCUUACGAAGCCACUCCUUCAUUGCCCGGGCGGUGUGUUUGGGAUCAUUGUCAUGCUGAAAGACCCAGCUUUCAUCUUCAAUGCCCUUGCUGAUGGAAGGAGGUUUUCACUCAAAAUCUCACGAUACAUGGCCCCAUUCAUUCUUUCCUUUACACGGAUCAGUCGUCCUGGUCCCUUUGCAGAAAAACAGCCCCAAAGCAUGAUGUUUCCACCCCCAUGCUUCACAGUAGGUAUGGUGUUCUUUGGAUGCAACUCAGCAUUCUUUGUCCUCCAAAGUUGAGUUUUUACCAAAAAGUUCUAUUUUGGUUUCAUCUGACCAUAUGACAUUCUCCCAGUCCUCUUCUGGAUCAUCCAAAUGCACUGAAGCAAACUUCAGACGGGCCUGGACAUGUACUGGCUUAAGCAGGGGGACACGUCUGGCACUGCAGGAUUUGAGUCCCUGGCGGCAUAGUGUGUUACUGAUGGUAGGCUUUGUUACUUUGGUCCCAGCUCUCUGCAGGUCAUUCACUAGGUCCCCCCAUGUGGUUCUGGGAUUUUUGCUCACCAUUCUUGUGAUCAUUUUGACCCCACGGGGUGAGAUCUUGCGUGGAGCCCCAGAUCGAGGGAGAUUAUCAGUGGUCUUGUAUGUCUUCUAUUUCCUAAUAAUUGCUCCCACAGUUGAUUUCUUCAAACCAAGCUGCUUACCUAUUGCAGAUUCAGUCUUCCCAGCCUGGUGCAGGUCUACAAUUUUGUUUCUGGUGUCCUUUGACAGCUCUUUGGUCUUGGCCAUAGUGGAGUUUGGAGUGUGACUGUUUGAGGUUGUGGACAGGUGUCUUUUAUACUGAUAACAAGUUCAAACAGGUGCCAUUAAUACAGGUAACGAGUGGAGGACAGAGGAGCCUCUUAAAGAAGAAGUUACAGGUCUGUGAGAGCCAGAAAUCUUGCUUGUUUGUAGGUGACCAAAUACUUAUUUUCCACCAUAAUUUGCAAAUAAAUUCAUAAAAAAUCCUACAAUGUGAUUUUCUGGAUUUUUUUUCCUCAAUUUGUCUGUCAUAGUUGACGUGUACCUAUGAUGAAAAUUACAGGCCUCUCUCAUCUUUUUAAGUGGGAGAACUUGCACAAUUGGUGGCUGACUAAAUACUUUCUUUCCCCACUGUAUGUUCUCUGUAUAUCUUUAUUAGGUGUUCUUCAAGGCUGGUCUCCUGGGUACCCUUGAGGAGAUGAGAGACGACCGUCUCGCUCUCAUCAUCACUGGCCUCCAGGCCCGAGCACGUGGUCUACUUGCCAGGGUUGAGUUCCAGAAAAUUGUUGACCGCAGGUUGGAAAAACAAUAGAUAGAACUUCGGCAGACAACAUGGUGGAGGUGGGAAAGGUUGCAUAACAAGCUAAUUUUAUAACAUUUCACAGGGAUGCCAUGCUUGUGAUCCAAUGGAACGUUCGUGCAUUCAUGAGUGUCAAAAAUUGGCCCUGGAUGACGAUGUACUUCAAGAUCAAACCUCUGCUGAAGACAGCAGAGACUGAGAAAGAGAUGGCCAACAUGAAGGAAGAAUUCCUGAAGCUUAAAGAGGUUUAUGCUAAAACGGAUGCCCGUAGGAAGGAGCUGGAAGAGAAGAUGGUCUCCCUUCUCCAAGAGAAGAAUGACCUGCAGCUCGCUGUCCUUACUGUGAGUAAAAGCUACUUUGCUAUCCUUUGUCAAAAUGGCCUUUGUAGUUCUCAGCCUGAAUGAGGCCCAAACCCAAACCAGCCCCUAGCACCUACCAACUCGCUUGGGGGCUCCCUCUGUUGCCAAAUUUGCUGACGAAACUCAAAGGGUGACUUCCGGAGCGGCGAGGGGGAUCAACUAACCUGAUAAACUACAGGACACACUCGUGACUUCAAUGAUGCAAUUCAUUUAAAAAUGUAUAAUAAUGAGACAAGCAUGAAAAUCGAAUUCAUAAAUUCUUACAAAAUAUAACAAGAUACAAGAUUAACGAGAUACAAACCUCUGUAACAGUUAAACAUUUCAAUUUGUUACAUGUUUCACGUGUUGUAAAUAAGACACAAGCAAAUGCACGUGUCAUAUCAUUAGGCAUGCCUUUCCAUUAUAUCAUAUGAAAUUGUGCAAAGGCUGAACAUAUUCCGGCGCGUGUUGGGAUAGCACUUCACCCUGGAGCCUACAGCAUAAGCUGGUCAAAGUGGCUAUCGGAGGGUCUCUAGUUAGCCCCUACCCCCUUUGAUCAUUUUCACUCCCUCAGCUUUGGGACACCUGUGAAUAUGGCAGAGGCAAAUCGAGGGCUUAGGGGAAGGGACUGGUUUGGGAUUCAGCAAGAUGCAUGGAAGGGGGAAGAGACAUGAUUUGAUCAAGCCAAAGGUCAUACAAUUACUGGAGCAAUUGGACAUCCAUUGUAGUGUCAGAAUAUUUUCCAACCAACCAAAUUUCUGAAAUGUGUAGGAUUUAUAUAUAUAUACUUACAAUAUAUUGACACGUUGACAGUCAGAAGACACUCUUGGUGAUGCUGAAGAGAGAUGUGAGGGGCUGAUCAAGAGUAAGAUCCAGCUUGAGGCCAAAGCCAAAGAGCUGACAGAGAGACUGGAGGACGAGGAGGAGAUGAAUUCAGAGCUGACUGCCAAGAAGAGGAAGCUGGAGGAUGAGUGCUCAGAACUCAAGAAGGACAUUGAUGAUCUGGAGCUCACUCUGGCUAAAGUGGAGAAGGAGAAGCAUGCCACGGAGAACAAGGUCAAAGCUUCUCAUUCAUUCUAGGGUUGUUAAAACUCCAAAUAAUUGAUGUGGAUGACAGUGUAAUGACACUGCUCUGUUUCUUUAGGUUAAAAACCUGACUGAGGAGAUGGCAGCUCUGGACGAAACCAUUGCCAAGCUGACCAAGGAGAAGAAGGCUCUGCAGGAGGCCCAUCAGCAAACGCUGGAUGACCUGCAGAAUGAGGAGGAUAAGGUCAACACGCUGACCAAGGCCAAAGUCAAACUGGAACAGCAAGUUGAUGACGUGAGAAUCAAAUUGGAAUUGACAAAAAAUAUCCUAAAAAUGGGCUACAGUAAAUUAUUUACUCAGAAUAUUGUUUAAUAUAUAUUUUACCAGUGGUGUUUCAGAGUAUGGUGUUUGUAACGCCAAGGUAGUGGGUUCAAUUCCCAUGUGUAAAAUCUAUGCACGCAUGAUUAAGUCCCUUUGGAAUAAAAUGUCUGCUAAUUAUUAUGUAUAUUAUUAUAGUAUAUUAUAUUAUUAUCAGCUUGAAGGGUCUCUGGAGCAAGAGAAGAAGGUGAGGAUGGACCUUGAGAGAGCCAAGAGAAAGCUGGAGGGAGACUUGAAGUUGACCCAGGAGAGCCUAAUGGACCUGGAGAACGACAAGCAGCAGAUGGAGGAGAGGAUGAAGAAGUAAGAUCACAAAUAAAAUACAACUAUUUACAUACUGGUAUUAUUUUAUAGCAGAAAAGAUCACAACUCCCAAAAAUCAUUAAAAAUAGACAUUUCAAAGAAAUAUGCUUUUUUACUCAUCAGGAAGGACUUUGAGAUGAGCCAACUCAACAGCAAGAUUGAGGAUGAGCAGGCCAUGAGUGCCCAGCUUCAGAAGAAACUGAAGGAGUUGCAGGUAUUUAAAUAUUAUUGUUACAAAUAGAAUCUUUCUGUUACACUUGUUCAUGUUCUGCUCUUACCAGAAAAGUUUUUAAUUUCCUCCAUUUCAGGCCCGCAUUGAGGAGCUGGAGGAAGAGCUGGAGGCCGAGAGAGCUGCCCGUGCCAAGGUGGAGAAACAGAGGGCAGACUUGGCCAGAGAGCUGGAGGAGAUCAGUGAGCGGCUGGAGGAGGCUGGUGGAGCCACUGCUGCCCAGAUUGAGAUGAACAAGAAGAGGGAGGCGGAGUUCCAGAAGGUGCGCAGAGACCUUGAAGAGGCCACUCUGCAGCACGAGGCUACAGCUGCCUCUCUGAGGAAGAAAAAUGCGGACAGUGUGGCUGACCUGGGAGAGCAGAUCGACAACCUUCAGAGAGUGAAGCAGAAGCUGGAGAAGGAGAAGAGUGAGCUCAAGCUGGAGCUGGAUGAUGUGGUCUCCAACAUGGAGCAGAUUGUCAAGACUAAGGUCGGUGGAUUCAUCAUUAUGAAAUACAAGCAUUUUCUGAGAUCAGAUAGUUAUCGCAAAAUGACACUGUACAUGCUCUUCAAAUCAAAUCAAAUCAAAUCAAAUCUUCAGAGAGAUGAUCUAUGAAGGUUGUGCUGUGUUACCUAAAAAAAAACGUGUUUUCAGACAAACUUGGAGAAAAUGUGCCGCACUCUAGAGGACCAGAUGAGUGAAUACAGGACGAAAGCUGAGGAAGGACAUCGAUCCAUCAAUGAUUUCACCAUGCAGAAAGCAAAGCUUCAAACUGAGAAUGGUAUAAUAACUUAACAUGAACAUUCACAUAAACAGCCACAAUGAAUCGCCACAUCCACAAUAACAGACUAACUAAUCAAAAAUCAAUGAAAACAGGUGAACUUGCCAGACAACUGGAGGAGAAGGACUCUCUUGUCUCCCAACUGACCAGGGGUAAACAGUCUAACGUUCAGCAGAUUGAAGACCUCAAGAGACAACUGGAGGAGGAAGUCAAGGUAUUUAUACAAUAAAUGUAGAAUCUAUUAUCCAACUACAUUCAUCCUCCGGCAUAACGACAUUUUUUAUUUAUUUUUACAUUUAUUUUCCAGGCAAAGAACGCACUUGCCCAUGCAGUGCAGUCUGCUCGCCAUGACUCCGACCUGCUCCGGGAGCAGUAUGAGGAAGAGCAGGAGGCCAAGGCUGAGCUGCAGCGUGGCAUGUCCAAGGCCAACGCUGAGGUGGCUCAGUGGAGAAACAAGUAUGAAACUGAUGCCAUCCAGAAGACCGAGGAGCUUGAAGAGGCAAAGUAAGGAUGUUUUUCUUACUUUCUCUUACUUUCAUGGCUAUUCAACCUUGGCUGAAUGAGCGAUACACAAAAGUUUAUGAUGAAUGAUACAUGAAUUACCUGAUAUACAAACAUUAUAUAUAUAUAUUUUUUAAAGUCAGCUGUUCUGAAAUGUUUCCUAUCUAUGUCAAUCUAGGAAAAAGUUGGCUCAGCGUCUGCAGGAUGCAGAGGAAGCUGUGGAAGCUGUUAACGCUAAAUGCUCCUCCCUGGAGAAGACUAAACACAGACUCCAGAAUGAGAUUGAAGAUCUCAUGGUGGAUGUGGAGAGAUCCAAUGCAGCUGCUGCCGCUCUGGACAAGAAGCAAAGGAACUUCGACAAGGUGUUAUUAUGGGAUACACAAGUCUUCUUAACUUUCAUUAUAAUACACGGUAAUCAUAUGCUGUUUACUCAAACCAUUUCCAAUACCUGUGUGAUUCCACUAGGUCCUGGCUGAGUGGAAGCAGAAGUUUGAGGAGUCCCAGACCGAGCUGGAGAGCUCCCAGAAAGAGGCCAGAUCUCUCAGCACUGAGCUCUUCAAACUCAAGAACUCUUAUGAGGAGUCUCUGGAUCAUCUGGAGACCAUGAAGAGGGAGAACAAGAACCUGCAAGGUCAGAGCGUCAGUAUUAUUGGCCUGCAUUUCAGGCAAUCAUUUAAAUAUUAUUACAGAGAUUUGUUAUCACAAGAUUCUGAUGUGCAAUUGUUUUUCCCCCCCCCCCCCCCACAGAGGAAAUUUCUGACCUGACUGAGCAACUUGGUGAGGGAGGAAAGAGCAUCCAUGAGCUGGAGAAGGUCCGUAAACAGCUGGAGCAGGAGAAGGCUGAGAUACAAACUGCUCUAGAGGAAGCUGAGGUGAGACUGGAAGAUAUUUACUGAUAGGGAUAGACACAAUUUACUGCUGGUAAAAUAUUAGAAGAUUUUACAUACAAUGUGUGUUGUGUUGCCAUAGGGCUCCCUUGGAACAUGAGGAGGGCAAGAUCCUGAGGGCACAGCUGGAGUACAACCAGGUCAAAGCUGACAUUGAGCGCAAACUUGUGGAGAAGGACGAGGAGAUGGAGAUGAAUAAGAGGAACCAGCAGAGAGUGGUGGAUAACCUGCAAAGCUCCCUGGAGUCAGAGACUCGUAGCAGGAACGAAGCUCUCAGGCUGAAGAAGAAGAUGGAGGGAGAUCUCAAUGAGAUGGAGAUCCAGCUCAGCCAGGCCAACAGGCAGGCAGGAGAGGCCCAGAAGCAACUUAAGGGUCUCCAUGCCCAUCUGAAGGUAACUCUUCCACAGCAUUUAAUCAAAAACACCAUACCUACUACAUUUUUAUUAUAAUGAUGAAGCCAAAAAAGACUUGUUAAACAGAUCUGGGGUCUUUCUGGGACCUCUUUCUAACGAAUCUAAGAAACAAAUCUAAAAUCCUCAAUUCUCUCCACAGGAUUCUCAACUGCAGCUGGAUGAUGCCCUACGUGGUGGUGACGACCUGAAGGAGAACAUUGCCAUUGUGGAGAGACGCAACAACUUGAUGCAGGCUGAACUGGAUGAGCUGAGGUCCCUGGUGGAGCAGACUGAGAGAGGCCGCAAACUGGCCGAGCAGGAACUGCUGGAUGUUAGUGAGAGAGUUCAGCUGCUGCACUCUCAGGUAAGGCACCGAUGGGACGACGACAAUGGAUAGCCUUAUUAAAUAUACACAACUUGAAAAAAUGUUUAAGAUACUAUGAAAGUAAUUCCUCAAACAUACGUGUAGAACACCAGCCUGUUGAGCCAGAAGAAGAAGCUGGAGGGCGACACAUCCCAGCUUUCGACCGAAGUGGAGGAGGCUGUGCAGGAGUGCAGAAACGCUGAGGAAAAGGCCAAGAAGGCCAUUACGGAUGCUGCCAUGAUGGCCGAGGAGCUGAAGAAGGAGCAGGACACCAGCUCUCACCUGGAACGCAUGAAGAAGAACAUGGAGCAGACCAUCAAGGACCUGCAGCACCGCCUGGAUGAAGCUGAACAAAUCGCCAUGAAGGGGGGCAAGAAGCAGAUCCAGAAGCUGGAGGCCAGAGUAAGUGUUUGAGACUAACCUACCUUCUCUUCUAUAAAUUACAAAUUAUUUUUCAUAUUUCUAGCUUCAAUGUUGAAUGUAGUAGUAACAACAUAAUUGGAAAUAGUGUUAACAUCCAUCAUAUCUUUCUAGGUGAGGGAGCUAGAGACGGAAGUGGAAAGUGAGCAGAGGAGGGGUGGCGAUUCUGUGAAAGGAGUCCGUAAAUACGAGAGACGUAUCAAGGAACUCACCUACCAGGUACAUCAAAGUGGCACUAUGAACAUGGCUCAGAAUAAAAUGGUUAAUAUAUGACCAUCUUUUUUCCCCCCUUGUUUUUCUGGUGCAGACUGAGGAAGACCGUAAAAAUUUGAGCCGUCUUCAGGACCUGGUGGACAAACUGCAGCUGAAGGUCAAAUCCUACAAGAGAACUGCAGAGGAGGCUGUAAGUACAAAACCUUCCGCCAUCCAACUGAUGCAUCUGUCAUUUAUGAAUUGUUGCGUUUGCCAGAGACUAAAUCAUCCAUAUUUUUCUACAGGAGGAACAAGCCAAUUCCAAUUUGGGCAAGUUCCGCAAGAUUCAGCAUGAACUGGAUGAGGCAGAGGAGAGGGCUGAUAUUGCCGAGUCUCAGGUCAAUAAGAUGAGAGCCAAGAGUCGUGAUGUCGGUUCCAAGGUCAGUAGUUUCAAUCGUCUAUUAAUUAUAAUUUUCAGAUUCUCUCAUGUACUGUAUGGCUGAAGCCUUAA
Molecule: messenger RNA, 17371 nt
Organism: Coregonus sp. 'balchen'
Lineage: Eukaryota; Metazoa; Chordata; Actinopteri; Salmoniformes; Salmonidae
Source: the annotation of a GenBank genome assembly